CCUCGUAUAAACUACUCUCGACCCCCUUACCCCUGGACCCAGCUCUCACAGACCCUCUCAACCUCAGAGAAAACCCUAGCUAUGGCGGCUCCAAUCGAGUCGGUGCAGUGCUUCGGGCGCAAGAAGACGGCCGUCGCCGUUACGUACUGCAAGCGGGGCCGCGGCCUGAUCAAGAUCAACGGCGUCCCGAUCGAGCUCGUCGAGCCCGAGAUCCUCCGCUUCAAGGCCUACGAGCCCAUCCUCCUCCUCGGCCGCCACCGCUUCGCCGGCGUCGACAUGAGGAUCAGAGUCAAGGGCGGCGGUCACACCUCGCAGAUCUACGCCAUCCGACAGAGCAUCGCCAAGGCCUUGGUCGCUUUCUACCAGAAGUACGUGGACGAGCAGAGCAAGAAGGAGAUCAAGGACAUCUUGGUCAGGUACGAUAGGACUCUGCUUGUGGCUGAUCCUAGGAGGUGCGAGCCCAAGAAGUUCGGCGGUCGUGGUGCUCGCGCCAGGUUCCAGAAGAGUUACCGUUAAUGGAAAAUUCGAACCAGAUUUGGACAAGCGUUUCUCGUGCCUUACUGCUUUUAGUAUUAAGGAUUUGCAAACCUUGAGGUUUUACCUUAGUUUUGAUGCUUUUGCGCGUUAUGCGGAUAGAAUUUGUAGUGCAAUUUUGACUUUUGUCUGUAGGUUGAAUUGUUUUUGGUUGCAUACUUGCAUCGAGUGCUAUUACAUUUCCUACAUGCGCUCAAUGUGUUUGCAAACUUUAGUUUUGCUUU
This is a messenger RNA of Rhodamnia argentea, 758 nucleotides long. Its product is annotated as 40S ribosomal protein S16. Gene Ontology annotation, cellular component: ribosome; cytosolic small ribosomal subunit. The transcript is spliced from 2 exons. Gene Ontology annotation, molecular function: structural constituent of ribosome; RNA binding. The coding region runs from base 82 to 516 and encodes 144 amino acids. Lineage: Eukaryota; Viridiplantae; Streptophyta; Magnoliopsida; Myrtales; Myrtaceae. The record is from RefSeq and is a predicted model, not a curated record. Gene Ontology annotation, biological process: maturation of SSU-rRNA from tricistronic rRNA transcript (SSU-rRNA, 5.8S rRNA, LSU-rRNA); translation.